Peniophora sp. CBMAI 1063 is the source of this 1188-nucleotide messenger RNA. The record is from the annotation of a GenBank genome assembly. NCBI's taxonomy places the organism in Eukaryota, Fungi, Basidiomycota, Agaricomycetes, Russulales, Peniophoraceae.
AUGAAGUCCAUUGGCAUUUUCACGGUACUUGCGGCUGUCCGCUUUGCGUCUGCCCAGUCUGGUCUUUACGGACAGUGCGGAGGUAUCGGCUGGUCUGGAUCGACGACUUGUGUCUCGGGAAGUGUCUGCACGGCGUUGAACGACUAUUACUCGCAAUGCUUGCCGGGGACUGCAACGCCGACGACAAGCGCCGCAGCGUCGGGGACCGCAACAGGUACUGCGCCAACCUCUACUGGGACCAAUCUCUCGGGCCUUCCGCGCUUUGGGGGUGUCAACACUGCCGGGUACGACUUUUCUGCCGCGACUGAUGGGUCUUUCACUUGGAGUGUUGCGCCCCCGCCUACCAGCCAAUUCACCCACUUCGCUUCGGAGGGCGCAAACCUCUUCCGUAUUCCCUUCGCUUGGACGGAGAUGACUGGGACCCCGGGCGGUAACAUCAACGAGACGUUCUUCUCCGAGUACGACUCCACUGUUCAGUCUGCAUUGUCCUCCGGAAGCGGUGUUUACGUGAUCGUGGACGUGCACAAUUAUGCUCGCUUCAAUGGUGGGAUCAUUGGACAGGGCGGCCCAACCAACGACCAGUUCAAUAGCCUCUGGACGCAACUCGCCAAGAAGUACGCUGGCAACUCGAGAAUCAUCUUCGGGAUCAUGAACGAGCCGCACGAUGUUGAUGUCAACAGCUGGGUGUCCUCGGUGCAGAGCGUCGUAAACGCCAUUCGCGCAGCCGGCGCCGAUAACUUCCUUCUACUCCCUGGUUCAAGCUGGGCGAGCGCUCAGACCUUCCCUACUGAGGCUGGACCCGGCCUCGUGAAGGUGACGGAUCCGCUCGGCAACACCGAUAAGCUCAUCUUCGAUGUUCACAAGUACUUGGACUCGGACAACUCAGGAACACACGCCGACUGUGUGACAAACAAUGUCGAUGUCUUGACCACGCUUGUGAACUUCUUGCAGGCGAAUGGCAACCGCCAGGCGAUUCUCUCUGAGACAGGCGGAGGAAACACCGCUUCCUGCGAGACAGACCUCGGACAAGAGCUUGCGUAUGUCAAGAGCGCGUUCCCGACCCUUCUUGGUUUCGCGGUGUGGGGUGCUGGUUCGUUUGACAACACUUACGUUCUUGACAUUUCGCCAAACGGUGAUGGGAGUGACCAGCCUCUGGUUACCCAGGCCAUCAAGCCUUACUUCCCCUGA